AUGUCCUCGUUGUCUCCGAACUGCUAUCUCCUAAUGGCGACCAUCUCGGGGUCUUUCGCACUCAAUCUAUCGGUGGAUACAUUCCAAUUCAUGACACCGUUGUUCGGGUUCCUCCGAGGACUCGGCUAUUCUGACGAGCAAGCAUCAUCUGUGGCGUUUAGCAAUAGCAAUGGCAGCGCCCGCGAAACCCGCAAGAAAGACGAGGGCUUCGAACUGUUUGGAUUCCUUUCCGGAUCGAGUGAAUAUUCGGUGCCUUCGGUGCCAACUUACAUCGGGAACUUGCUUGCUCGACGCAUCUACAGGAGCAGCGACGCAGAUCAUGACAUCGUAUUGAUCUUACGAGGUGUAGCUAUUUGUACCAUCUACGGUAGUUCCCGUGUCAUAAAGGUACUUUCAACCAUCCUUGUCCGUGACCCUGGUCCGUUAGCACCUCUUCUGUUCGCGCGCAUUGUCGCGGAUCUCAAGACUAAUUACGGAUGUGUCCAUGUCGAAUUGCUCCUUCCCACUUGCCCCUGUACCUUGUUCUUGUUCUUGCUUGCCGUGUUCCAACCAUGCCCGUAUCAUCCGCGAUUACAGACUUCUCUGUCACACGACGUACUCCCUGGCCUCGGCCAUGGUGCUUUAGCAGUUCUUUCCCAAACGUGA
Molecule: messenger RNA, 645 nt
Organism: Fomitiporia mediterranea MF3/22
Lineage: Eukaryota; Fungi; Basidiomycota; Agaricomycetes; Hymenochaetales; Hymenochaetaceae
Exons: 6
Coding region: 1-645 (214 amino acids)
Source: RefSeq, a predicted model, not a curated record